Messenger RNA from Microplitis mediator, 1452 nucleotides. RefSeq lists its product as uncharacterized. NCBI's taxonomy places the organism in Eukaryota, Metazoa, Arthropoda, Insecta, Hymenoptera, Braconidae. The coding region runs from base 1 to 1452 and encodes 483 amino acids. The transcript has a single exon. The record is from RefSeq and is a predicted model, not a curated record.
AUGGGGAUAAUGACCUCAAUCAUCACUCAGGGUAACGGCUUCAUCGCGUACGACUGUGGAGCUCCUGCAGCUAACAUGACAACCCUUUCGUUGGUAGAUAUUCAAAAAUGCGAUAUUCCAAUCACCAAACCGCAAACGACAAAGACAAAAAUACAACUAAUACAAACAGUAGAACAUUCACACAUUAGAGUCAUACAAUGUAAAGUAGAAAUACAAAGAUCUAUAUAUUACUGUGGACGCUCGAGUCAUAUCUCGACGGUAAGCAAUGGCCACAUGCAGUAUAUAGAAGAGACAUCUAGAGCAUUUUGCGAGGAUAUACACAGAACAAGCACACACCAUAUGUACAAUACGGUAAUCACAGAUAUCCCCGCUAAUAGUACAGUCACUAGAGCAAUUACGCUAACAGGUAGCGCAGACAACAAGGGAAACUGCGAAGUAGGACAGUUUUCUGAUCACUACGGAACGUGGAAAAACGUAGUCGUUCAAGGUCAGGUGUUUAUAACAGUACAAGACUAUUUAGCUCCAGUAAAUUUCAUGAAAAACGAGAUAACCCUUCGGUCGGGUAUCAGAUGCGCAUAUAGUACAGAAAACUGUAUGGAUAUCGAGGGAGGAAAUACAUAUUGGGAGAUAAUAAAAAGAGACGCAUGUGAGCUCGAUCGAUUUAGAGUUAUAUAUGAAGGCAAUGCCUUAAAAGUUAAAGAUAAUUCUGUUAAAGAUUACGGUGAGGAAAUUUAUACGGUAACAACAAAUCAAAUAACAUUUGCACUCUCAGUAAGAGGCUUUAUUCCAUCGUGUGGACAUAAAUUAAUUAAGACUGAACACCCCAAACUUUUUAUUGUUGACAGCCCAGACAGUAAUUUCUUUAUUGAAAAGACAGCACUUACGCCUACAGACAUGGACAUUUUUGCCUAUGUAAACUCAAAGGUCGUAUACCUGGAAAAGCAUUUAAAAAAGGAAAUAGUAACUAUGUACAAUGACGUCAUUAGACAACAGUGCGAACUAGAAAAAUUAAUUUUACAUAAUUCUUUGGCGUUAGCAGCUUUAGCACCAGCAGAAUUUGCAUUUCACUUUAUGAAAGAACCUGGCUAUAUGGCAAAUAUAGCAGGUGAAGUUAUUAGAUUAAUAAAAUGUGUACCUGUCGAGGUACAAACACGUAAGACGGACGAAUGUUACCAGGAACUACCGGUAACUCGAGGAGACGAAAAAUUCUUUAUGCUCCCGCGGACUCAUUUACUCGUCGAAACCGGUAACCAAAUAGAUUGCAGUUCAUUCGCACCUGCAAUGUAUAAUAUAAAUAAUGCAUGGUAUCAAAUUUUACCCCAAUUAGCACCAGCCAUUUCUCCUCAAGAAAUAGCUCCCAGAACCCAAAUGUCUUGGAGUUACACCUCCCCUUCUCAUUUAGCGUCAAGCGGAAUUUAUUCCAAUAGCGAUUUAGAAAAAUUACGCGAGUAA